Messenger RNA from Bacidia gigantensis, 642 nucleotides. RefSeq lists its product as uncharacterized. The coding region runs from base 1 to 642 and encodes 213 amino acids. The record is from RefSeq and is a predicted model, not a curated record. NCBI's taxonomy places the organism in Eukaryota, Fungi, Ascomycota, Lecanoromycetes, Lecanorales, Ramalinaceae. The transcript has 3 exons.
AUGACCAUCGCUGUCACUAUCUCGCGCGCCGCCGUGGAGGCGGUGGGCGCUGUCAUCCCCGCCUGCGCCUUCAUUACGGUCAGCCUCCGAUUCUGGGUGCGAAAUUCCAAGUCGAACCCUCUAGGCUUGGAUGACUGGUUCAUCUUCAUCGCCCUUAUCCUCAACCUUGGGCUGGGAGCUACUCUGAUUGCUGGUGCUGCCGUCGGCGUGCUCGCUGUGCCAACGCCCAGCGGGGAUGGACCCACAGGCUUCCUCACCGUGAAUAGCCACGAGAUGGCGACGAUGAACAAGAUCUAUUUCUUUUACAAUAUGCAGCAGCCAUUGACCUUCGGCAUCAUCAAGCUUUCCGUGCUCUUCUUCUACCGGCGAAUUUUCCGUGGCAAGAUUUUUGAUAUUGUAUCAAAGGUCAUGCUCGGUAUCAUCACCAUAUGGACGAUCGCCUAUUUCUUCGCAGCCGUGUUUGUUUGCAAGACGGCCUUCUGGGCCAUCUGGGGCAAUCUGGAGCAGUACCUCGCGCACUGCGGCCAAACGACAACAAUACCCGAGUCUCUCGCUAUAUCCGAUGUGAUUUUAGAUGUGAUGGUCUUGAGCAUACCGAUUCCAAUGGUAGGUGAACCACUACGUCUUGUGUGUCUCAUGUGA